Clarias gariepinus (North African catfish) is the source of this 8704-nucleotide messenger RNA. RefSeq names its product extended synaptotagmin-like protein 1b (gene esyt1b). Gene Ontology annotation, molecular function: lipid binding. Bases 646 to 6171 code for a protein of 1841 amino acids. Gene Ontology annotation, biological process: lipid transport. NCBI's taxonomy places the organism in Eukaryota, Metazoa, Chordata, Actinopteri, Siluriformes, Clariidae. The transcript is spliced from 52 exons. The record is from RefSeq and is a predicted model, not a curated record.
UUUAGCAAAAAUUCCUGCACCAAUGUGUCAUGGCAUGGAGGUGAUCAGCCUGUGGCACUGCUGGGGCAAUAGUAAAGACCAGGUUGCUUUCAUAGCAGUCUGUAUUGCUGUAUUGGUCGGGUUUAUCUUUUUGACAAAGAAAGCGAGUUGGCUGGCCAGUCAAGCACAGUAAUAUCACGAUCAGCAAACCAGUUUUUGUUAGAUUUGGCACUGUGGCCAGGUCAAAAGUCCUUCUGGAAAAGGAAAUCAGCAUGUCGAUAAAGCUGGUCUGCAGUCGGAAGCAUGAAGUGAUCUAAAACCUCUUGGUAGACAACUGCGUUGACACACACAGCAACUUUUGGGGCGUUUCCAUGACGAAACUUCUGUCUUGAGCCCAUCAGCAGGCAGAGAGAGAGAGAGAGAAAAAGGGGGCAUGAAGCGCGUUUCAGGUUCCAUUACUGGUUGAGAAGAGGAAAAAAUCCCGUUCUUUCGAGCUGAGUCACGACCCUGUGAGAUCCGCAGUGCGACGCGGUUUUUCCUCCCCGAAGAUUUUGCUCGAACGCGAGCACUGCAGCUCGACCCGGGAGCCAGAACACACACGUGCAGGAUCCCAGCUCGGGACUGUUUUCCUAGCUAAAGUCAAUAUUUAGGAAUCGUGCAAGAAGGAUGUCAGAGAAAGAUCCAGGGCCGGGUUUGUUAGCAAAGGAGCAAAGUGAUCCAAAGAGAGAGAACCAGACCCUUGUCCCUAAAGACAGGGGAAUUGAUGCCGUGGGCAUUUUAUGGACUUUUGGGAAAUGUCUUACAGCGUUGUUACCCGUUUACCUGGCCGGGUAUUACCGAGUGAGCAGCAGUCUGGUGGUGUUUGGACUCGCGCUGUACUCGGGAUGGAAACACACUCGGGAAGCCAAAGAGGCGAAGUUACGGUCUGCCAUCCAGCUACUGCACGAAGAGCAUGAAUCCUCCAGCAGCGUGUACAGGAGCCAGAAGGACCUGCCUGCCUGGGUCAACUUCCCAGAUGUGGAGAAGGUUGAAUGGCUUAAUAAGGUUAUCCAGCAAGCAUGGCCAUUUAUUGGUCAGUACUUGGAGAAGUUGCUUACGGAGAGCAUUGCACCAUCCAUCCGAGCAUCCAGUACACACCUGCAGACUCUCAGCUUCACUAAGAUUGACUUUGGUGACAAGCCUAUGAAAGUUGUCGGAGUGAAAGCUCAUACCGAGAAUGAAAAGGGACAAAUAUUACUUGAUGUCUACAUCAGCUAUGUGGGGAAUGUAGAGAUAAAUGUGGAGGUGAAGAGGUAUUUCUGUAAAGCAGGAGUGAAAGGAAUACAGCUCAGUGGUAUGAUGAGGGUGAUUUUGGAGCCUUUGAUCGGCAAUGUGCCUAUUGUAGGGGCGCUCACUAUGUUUUUCAUCCGUAGGCCUAAGCUGGAAAUCAACUGGACUGGACUAACCAAUCUCUUAGACAUUCCAGGACUCAAUUUGAAGUCGGACACUAUGAUAAUGGACGCCAUUGCCUCUGUUCUGGUGCUUCCUAACCGCCUCACUGUUCCACUGGUGCCGGAUUUACCAGUAGCACAGCUUCGCUCUCCUUUGCCUAGGGGUGUGGUCCGUAUUCACCUGUUGGAAGCUGAUAAAUUGGCAGCCAAGGAUAACUAUGUGAAGGGUGUGAUGUCAGGCAUGUCUGACCCGUAUGCUUUGAUCAGAGUGGGGCCACAGACCUUUAAAUCUCACCACAAAGACAACACAGACAGGCCACAAUGGGGUGAGAUAUAUGAGGUAAUUGUUCAUGAAGUGCCUGGACAAGAAUUGGAGGUAGAGGUAUAUGACAAAGAUCCAGACAAGGAUGACUUUCUGGGCAGGACUAAGAUGGAUUUGGGAAUAGUGAAGAAGGCUAAAGUUAUUGAUGAGUGGUACACUUUGAAGGAUACUCCUACAGGCCGUGUUCAUCUCAAACUGGAAUGGCUGACGUUGCAGGACACCACUGAUAAUCUAGAGCAGGUUCUAAACAGAAAUGAAACAAUUCUGAGUAAUACAGCAAAUCCCCCCUCAUCAGCCAUUCUGACCGUGUAUUUGGACAAGGCAGAGGCACUUCCUAUGAAAAAAGGCAGCAAAGAUCCCAGUCCCAUGGUGCAGCUUUCUGUCCAGGAUGUAACCCAAGAAAGCAGAACUUGCUGGAACACGGUAAAUCCUGUGUGGGAAGAUGCCUUCACGUUCUUCAUACAAGAUCCACACAAAAAGGACAUGGAUAUCCAGGUUAAAGAUAAUGACCGAGUACAGUCCCUGGGCAGCCUGUCCCUGCCUCUCUCCAGCCUUCUGUCUUCCCCUCAGCUCAGCAUGGAUCAGUGGUUUCAGCUGAAUAAAUCAGGCCCAGACAGCCGUAUUCACAUCAACACUAUACUCAGGGUGCUGUGGAUCGAUGAAACUGCUGUAGCCUCCUCCAUUCUCUCGAGUGAUCCAACAUCUUUAAGACCUCAACAUAGCACCGUUGAUGACAGUUUUGCUACUGAGGGGGUGCUGCGUAUUCACCUGCUGGAGGGACAGAAUUUGGUACCCAAAGACAACUUGAUGGGGGGCAUGGUGAAGGGGAAGAGUGAUGCCUACACCAUCAUUAAUAUUGGAGGCAGCACCUUUAAAAGUCGUGUGAUUAAGGAGAAUCUCAACCCCACCUGGAACGAGAUGUAUGAGGUGGUUUUGACUGAUCUUUCUGGUCAAGACUUAUCAUUAGAGGUAUUUGACCACGACAUGGACAUGAAAGAUGACUUCAUGGGGAGAUUGAAGAUCAAGUUAAGCGACAUUAUUAAAUCCAGAUAUAUGGAUGAGUGGUUUACCCUGAGUGAUGUGAAACACGGCCGUGUUCAUCUGACUCUGGAGUGGAUGCGCGGAGUUACCCAGUCGGAUAAACUGCAGCAGGUGUUGAGUUACCAGUCUAAGAACUUGUACAUGAACAAGGCAGUACCUGCUGUAUCCCUGCUGUUUGUAUAUCUGGAGGGCGCCUAUGAUCUUCCUUUAAAGAAGAGUGGCAAAGAGCCUAAGGUUGGUGCUGAACUUAUUCUAGCCGGGACCACACACAAAACCACGGUGUGUGAUCGUACCUCUUCACCUCAGUGGAAAGAGGCCUUCCAUUUUCUGGUUAAAGACCCCCAGAAGGCCGAACUUGUUGUGAAGUUGUCACACUGCUGGGACUUUGCACUUGGCUCUGUGGUGAUUCCUAUAAAAGAGCUCCUUUCCCAACCAAAUUUGCUGUUGGACCAGUGUCUACAAUUGGAUGGAGCUUCACCUCAAAGUCAGAUCCUACUGAGGGCACAGCUUAAGAUCCUGUGCCCCAAAGUGACAGAGUGUUCCACAGAGAGUAUAGAAACUGUUGCACUGGAGGACUCUGCCAUGGACAGCAAAGCGGAGGAUGAACUAGUUCAAACGUCAAGUGAGUUAUUGGUCCCAGUCACUAUAACAUCUUCUAUAACUGAUCCUGAUGCGAAUGAGAUGGAGAAAGAGAAGAAUAAAGAGAAGGAGAGUGAGAAAAUUCCAGAGGACGUUCCUGCAAUUGAUGUUCGACCUCCACAUACCAGCCCAGAUCCCAGCUUUGGCAGAGAGGGUGUACUGCGUAUUCACCUGCUGGAAGCUCAGAAUUUGAUUGCAAAGGACAACCUUAUGGGGGGUAUGGUGAAGGGAAAAAGUGACCCCUAUGUUAAGAUUAGCAUCGGAAACAACACCUUCAAGAGUCACGUCAUUAAGGAGAAUCUCAACCCCACCUGGAAUGAGAUGUACGAGCUGGUUUUGGUCUCUGAGUCAGCGUCAGAAGUCUCCAUAGAAGUUUUUGACAAAGACAUUGAUAAGGAUGAUUUUCUAGGAAGGUGUCACAUCAGCAUGAGUGAAAUCAUUCAGGCUCAGUUUAUUGACCAGUGGUUUACACUGGAUGGUGUGAAACAUGGACAACUUCAUCUUGUUCUAGAAUGGCUCCAGAAAGUGUCAGAGCCAGAUAAACUGCAACAGGCGCUGCAGUUACAAUCCGCCUCCUACGAGAAUAAAACCUCACCUGCUGCAGCCAUGCUGUUUGUUCUUGUUGAGAAAGCUCACGCACUGCCAAUGGUGAAGGGUGGGAAGGAGCCUAAAGCUGGAGCAGAGCUUAUAGUCAGUGGAACCUCUUAUAAAACUAAGUUGUGUGGACGCUCCACCUCUCCUCACUGGGGUGAGAUUUUCCACUUCCUGAUUCAUGAUCCCACAGAAGAGAUUCUUAUUAUUAAGCUCUCCAGUGGAUGGGAUCAGCCACUGGGUUCCCUGGUUCUACCAGUAAAGGAUCUUUUGUCACAGCAAGAGCUUCUGCUGGACCAGUGGCAAAAUCUGGAUGGAGCUUCACCUGAAAGUCAAAUCUUACUGAGAGCACAACUCCAGAUUUUGGCAUCAAAGAAGAUAGACAAAAAAGUGGAAGCACCUCCUGAAAGAUUUACUGAGGAACAUCCUGAAAAGACCAUUGAAAAGCCAGUGGAAAAACUUAUCGCAAAGACUCCUGAAAAGUUUGAUGAACCUGCAGAACAGGACGCAAAAAUGUCAACAGAAGAUUUUAUGGGUGCAAACAGUAAUACUGGUGUUCAAAGUGGAGGAAAAGCACCAGUCAGUACUGAGCAGUCAAUGACAACACCUAAAGAGUUAAAACAAGAGACCAAACCAACGCCAAGGCUCAAUGAACUAGUCGCCUCUACAGUACCAGUAGCUGUAUCACUUUCAGAAGAUGCACCGAAAGUGCCAGCAGCAGAUAUCACACAUGACACAGGACAUGAGGCAAAGGAUUUGAGUAAAGCAUCCUCAGUGGGAGGAACCAACAAUGAGCAACAAGUGGAAAAGGCAGCUGAUAAUUCUCAUGAGAAGGUUCCUGCUGCUGAAAAAAUGACAGAAAUUGAACACGUGCUACCCCAACAUACACGUUCCUACCCUGGAUUUGGCACCCAGGGGGUACUGCGUAUUCAUCUGCUGGAGGCUCAGGAUUUGAUUGCUAUGGACAGUUUGAUGCGGGGUAUGGUGAAGGGAAAGAGUGACCCCUAUGUGAAGAUCACUGUUGGGACCACAACCUACAAAAGUCAUGUGAUCAAAGAGAACCUCAAUCCCACCUGGAAUGAGAUGUAUGAGAUGAUUCUGACUCCAGACCCCAAUCUUGAAGUGAAGUUUGAAGUUUACGACAAAGACAUUGACUCUGAUGACUUUCUUGGAAGGUUCAAAACCAAGGUUGGGGAUAUUAUUAAAUCCCAGUACAAUGAUGAGUGGUUCCCGCUGAAUGAUGUGAAACAUGGCCGUCUUCAUCUGGUUCUCGAGUGGGUGCCCAGAGUAGCACAACCAGACAGGCUACAGCAGGUGCUGCAGAUGCAAAGUUCCCAGACCUAUCAAAAUAAAUCAGUUCCUUCAGCCGCCCUGCUGUUUGUCCUUAUUGAGAGAGCACAUGCACUGCCUUUGAAGAAGAGUGGGAAGGAGCCUAAAGCUGGAGCUGAGCUUGUGCUUGGGGGAACCUCUUACAAAACAAAGGUGUGUGACCGCUCAACGACUCCUCAGUGGCACGAACACUUUCAUUUCCUGGUACACGACCCCAACAAAGACAUGCUUAUUAUUAAACUCUCUAGUGGGUGGGAUCAGCCGUUGGGUUCCCUGGUUCUACCAGUCAGAGAGCUUCUCUCCCAACCAGCGCUGGCGGUGGACCAGUGGCUGAGUAUAGAUGGAGGUUUGGCUGAGAGUCAGAUCCUACUGAGGGCAGAACUUAAGAUCCUGGACUCUAAGAUGGCAGCACUUCUGGCGCUCGGUGCUGGGCCUGUUUUAAGCAAUAAGCAGAUCCCCAUCACUGGACAGAUCAGAAUUUCUUUGUCCCAUCAGAAGAAACUCACUGUUAUCAUUCAUGGCUGCAGAGGCCUGGUGACAUCAUCGAAGGAAGGUAUAGACACUUACGUCUCUCUGAUUCUGCUGCCUGAUAAAAGCAAAGCCACGAAGAGAAAGACUGCUGUCAAGAAGAAGGAUUUGAACCCUGAGUUUAAUGAGAGGUUUGAGUUUGACAUGAGUGCGGAGGACGCUCAGAAGAGAGUGCUUAGUGUGUGUGUAAAGCACAGUUCUUCCUUCAUGAGUCGAGAAAAGGAUGUGAUUGGUCAGGCUGAAAUAGAUCUGGCACAGAUUGACCUUCUCACGGGCGUUGCAGAAUGGUUUGACUUAAAAGACCACAACUAGUUGGAGUGUCUGAAGUCCUUUCCUCUAAGUGGCCAUUACCCAUCCAAUACAACUUUCUACACGGAUGCCUUGCUGUAAUAUAUAAUAUUCCAUUUCUUCCUUCUCUGUUCUUGCAGCUGCUAUCUCGAUGCCACGAGGCUUACUGAAUUUGAAUAAUCAAUGAUGCAAUCAAUAUUACUUAUGGACAGAGUUUUGUUACUUUUUAUUGAAGUUUAAUGACGAGACAUAAGUGGGCUUCCAGGAACUGUAAUAUCUUUACAUUGAUUUUACAAGUUCCAGUAUCUCCUUAUGCAAAUUGAUUGAGGCCAGGGAUGCAGAUUGACUCAGUGAUUGUAUUUGAUUAUGCAAUGAGGAAUAUUUAGGAUGUUAAUGUAAGUUUUAUGGAUUUUGCAAAAAUGUUUCUUUUUCCACUUAUUAAACCAAAUUAAUGACCAUGUUGACUGAGGCAUAUGCAGACUUCUGCAAUGUUAAUGUUUGCAGAUAAAGCAGGCAAAAUUGCCAAUUUCAGUGGCCUCUCGUGUAUCAAUGCAAAUCAAUACCAGAGCUGCAUUUCAAUCGUUUAUGUAUCUAAUUGAUUUCCUUCCUUAUUUCCACUUGCGAAAAUUCUUUUUGAAGUUAAUUUCGUGUAACUUUUAUGUGCACUCAUUUUAUAAUUGGGUUUUUGUGACCGACCUCUCCACCAGUACACAGCAGACGGUGUUGUUUUAUUCUUCUGAUCAUGUGGCAGCAGUACAAUGCAUAAAAUCUAUGCAGAUUAGGGCUGAAGCAAGACAUCUAGAGUUGAUGCUAAAUAAUGUGAACAACACCCCCCUAAAUGAAUAGAUAGAUUAAAAAGUGAAAAAUUAAUAGUGAGCACAGACUCACCCAAACUGAAAAGAUAAAGAUUUAGGGAGAGGGAAAAGGAAAAACUUUUACCCAACAAAUCUGUGCAUAUGAUAGCCUCUGAUUCUUGUUCUUGGUUGCCAUGACUGAAACCUGAUGCGCUUUACUGCUGUUGCAGUCCAUCAGUCUCAAGAUGCAACUGCUAACUGAGGUUUGAGUUACUGUAGUCUUCCAGUCAACUCAGAGCUGUCUGCUUAAAUUCUGUUCAAGAUCAAGAGGAGCUCGUCAGAUAAAAAAAAAAUAAAAAAUUCAGACAAGCUCAUUUGCCCCCAGCAAAGUCAGAGAUAUUUUAUUUCCCAGUAUGAAGUUUGAUGUGAACAUUAACUGAAGCUCUUGACUUGUAUUUGCAUUAUUUUUCACACUGUGUUGCUGCCACAUGAUUGGCUUAUUGGACUACUGAAUAGAAGGUCAGGAGUACAGAUGUUCAAAAGAAGUGGAUUGCUGAGUGGUGAGAGGAAAAUUAAAACAAAGCAGUGAAAUGAAAAGCAGAAUUUUAACUGCAUCUGAAAACCUAUACAUUACUUUUGAUACUGAUUAAGACCAUGCUAUUUGCUAAAUUAAUGUGCAAUAAUGGCCCUAAUAGUAAUUUGAUUUACUUCACAUAAGGGCAGCUCUUUCAAAUUUUAUUUCCCCAGAACAGUACAUCAGUAAGCUGACAUGGGGCCUAGAUGUAACACAUUGAUAUGAUUUACGGUGGAUGAAGAAACAUUUUUGGUAGUUGUUUUUUUUAAACAUGGAAAUAUGAGAGAGAGACAGAAAGAGAAAGACAGAGAGAAAUGAACAUGGUGUGUGUCAUUACAAUGUAUGUUUGUUUAAAUUAGGCCUUACAUUUGUGUUAGAAACUGCAUACAACUUUUUUGCAUUUUAAUGUUACUUUUUAUAUUUGAGUUGGAUUAUGUUUGGUAAAUAAAAAAAAAAUGUACAUGACAGACAAUACACACAAAAAUGGACAUUAACAUGGCCCAGCUGAAGUUAUAUUUUGUAUGUUUUAUUGUAUAUGGUUUUAUUACUGAUGUUACAUUUGUUCAAUUUUAGACAUGAAAUGGAAAUUAAUUUGUAUUUGUUUCAACAUUACUUUUUAUCAAUAUAUCGGUGAUUAAUUCACAAAGAAUCUUAAGGUUGAGAGCAGCUCCUAACAGGAUGUGUUUAUAGAAGUUCUUUGAGGAAAGAGGCAUGGAAAAGCAUUGUAUAUACAAAAAUGCAGUACACAAAACAAGCCAAAAACAAGAUCUUAUGCGAUCUAAAAAGUAAUUUUAAAAGCUUGGAUACACUAUGGUGUUAGGGUGAUCUCAGCAGUUGCGUAAGGAGAUUGUAAGUAGAACCUACUGUAGUAAAAAAAAAACUAAAACUCUCUGUAAUAAGAUUCUUUGUGAAUAUUUCAGCAUUUGUUGGGAGAUAUAUUUUUUGUUUGUUUACCCCUUUUUAUAUUUUUUUAUUCUAUGAUGCAAAACCUGCUUGACUGUGAUUGCUGCAUACAUACAGUAUACAUGAAAAAUUCAAAACACCAAAGAACGAAGCACUUAAAACUGCUACAAAACCAACUGCAUUUUUCACAGCUAUGCAUUGUUCAGUAUUUACUGUCUGCUGGGAAACACUUGAGCUUGAAUAUUACCACAUUAAAAUGCCAAUAAAGCAUACACUUGGACUAGCA